Messenger RNA from Octodon degus (degu), 708 nucleotides. It is a transcript of the gene Ap3s1, whose product is annotated as adaptor related protein complex 3 sigma 1 subunit. The record is from RefSeq and is a predicted model, not a curated record. Gene Ontology annotation, cellular component: membrane coat; AP-3 adaptor complex; intracellular membrane-bounded organelle. The transcript is spliced from 6 exons. The coding region runs from base 55 to 636 and encodes 193 amino acids. NCBI's taxonomy places the organism in Eukaryota, Metazoa, Chordata, Mammalia, Rodentia, Octodontidae. Gene Ontology annotation, biological process: intracellular protein transport; Golgi to vacuole transport.
GCCCGCGAGAUCCCGAGGCGGCCCCCAUGCCUUACCCGGUCGGCCGGCCCAGCCAUGAUCAAGGCGAUCCUCAUUUUCAACAACCACGGGAAGCCGCGGCUCUCCAAGUUCUACCAGCCCUACAGUGAAGAUACACAACAGCAAAUCAUCAGGGAGACUUUCCAUUUGGUAUCUAAGAGAGAUGAAAAUGUUUGUAAUUUCCUAGAAGGAGGAUUAUUAAUUGGAGGAUCUGACAACAAACUGAUUUAUAGACAUUAUGCGACACUAUAUUUUGUCUUCUGUGUGGAUUCUUCAGAAAGUGAACUUGGCAUUUUAGAUCUAAUUCAAGUAUUUGUGGAAACAUUAGACAAAUGUUUUGAAAAUGUCUGUGAACUGGAUUUAAUUUUCCACGUAGACAAGGUUCACAAUAUUCUUGCAGAAAUGGUGAUGGGGGGAAUGGUAUUGGAGACCAAUAUGAAUGAAAUUGUUACACAAAUUGAUGCACAAAAUAAACUGGAGAAAUCUGAGGCUGGCUUAGCAGGAGCUCCAGCCCGUGCUGUAUCCGCUGUAAAGAAUAUGAAUCUUCCUGAGAUCCCGAGAAAUAUUAACAUUGGUGACAUCAGUAUAAAAGUGCCAAACCUGCCCUCUUUUAAAUAAAAUAUUAAAAAGGCCACUCCCAGGUAAAAACCAGGGGGAUAAAUCAUCUAAGUUUACCAUACAGUUGUUUAC